UUUUUUCAUUCAAAGGUAUUCCACUUUCUCCUGUUUCUUUUCCUCUCAAAAAUCAAAUUUAUUUGCUGAAUUAAUCGCAAUAUUUGAUUAGUUAAAAACGAUUUUUCACGUCCCGAGUCGAUUCUCGAAUCAAUUUUGUUUUACUAGAAGCUUGCCAAGUAAAAUCGGAGGAAGUAACAAUCCACGAUUUUUCAUAUGGUAAUUAUGAUUUAUUUUAUGAAAUAUAUUCCUUAGGUUAAAUUUGUUUCCUUAAGAUAAUAAUAUAUGCCUAAAUUAUGAUUUAUUUGCUUAAGAUAUAUUUUUAAUUUAAUGUGAUUGGGAUUAGGAUUGGAAUUCUUUAUAUAGUUUAUACACAGAGUUGUUUUAACAUUAUACUCUGCAUCCAAAAGUUAUAGUGUUGAUUCAAUUGCGUUGUGUUUGAAGUUAAUAUUUGUAAGUGAAAAAAUGCGCUAAUUUAAAUAUUAGUAACCGAGGAUAAAAAAGUAUCAAUCAUGCAAUGCAUUAAUUUUUUUCUUUGUUACAUGCUUAACGCAAUCAUGUAAAAAUAUGUAUAUCGUCUAUCAAUUGAAUUGAAUUACGUUUGCAUUAAAUCAUUAUUUGAUACUCAUUGUUAUAUGCUUACUGUUUAUGUUUUUGUUGAUUUGGAUUUGAAGUUUUCAUCUGAUCAUCAGAAACCAGCUGAACAAAGAGAUGGCGGAUCAGGAUACGACCCAUCGUUGCCUGUGCCUAGACUUGGAAAAGUCCUUGGCCUUGUGGGGACUAAUGGCAUUGGAAAAUCGACCGCGCUUAAGGUUUUGGCCGGGAAGUUGAAGCCUAACUUGGGACGCUUCGAUAACCUUCCUGAUUGGGACGAAAUCUUGACUCAUUUUAGAAGAUCCGAGCUCCAUAGUUACUUCACCCGUAUUCGUGAAGAUAAUUUGAAGGCAGUCACCAAGCCCCAGCACAUUGAUCACAUCCCGAAUGUUGUUCAAGGCAACGUUGGGCAAUUUCUUUCUGAGAGAGAUACGAAACGAGAACUUGCAGCUGAGCUUGAGUCGAUUCAUGUUAUGGACCGUAAUGUGGGAGAUUUAUCGGGUGGAGAGCUUCAGAGGUUUGCGAUAGCUACUGUUGCUCUACAGAAUGCAGACAUUUAUAUGUUUGAUGAGCCAUCGAGUUAUCUUGAUGUUAAACAAAGACUCAAGGUUGCCCAAGUUGUCAGAUCGUUGCUUCAACCUGAUAGCUAUGUGAUUGUGGUAGAGCACGAUCUUAGUUUGGUCGAGUAUUUGUCGGACUUCAUUUGCUGCAUUUACGGGAGACCUGGUGUAUAUGGAGUAGUUACUCUUCCGUUCUCGGUGAGAGAUGGAAUUAAUGUUUUCCUGUCUGGAUUUGAUCGAAAUGAUAAUCUUAGGUUCAGAGAUGAAACUCUUACAUUGAAGAUUGUCGAGACUCCACAAGAAAAUGCUGAGGAAAUUGAGACGCGUGCAAGAUACAAGUAUCCAACCAUGACUAGGACUCAGGGUAAUUUCAGGCUCAAGGUCUUGGAGGGCGAAUUCACUGAUUCACAAAUUAUUGUGAUGCUCGGUGAAAAUGGGACAGGAAAAACGACCUUUAUACGGAUGCUGGCUGGUCUUUUGAAUCCCGAUUCAGUGGAAGGAUCUGACAUGGAAAUUCCCGAGUUCAACGUCUCGUACAAGCCACAGAAAAUGAGUCCAAAAGUGAAGUGUAGCGCGGGAAUGCUUUUGCGUUCAAAAAUCCCUGACGCAUGUAUGGAUCCGCAUUUUGUAUCCGAUGUGAUGAAGCCUCUUUUGAUUGAGCAAUUGAUGGAUAUACAGAUUGAGAAUCUCUCUGGUGGAGAAUUACAAAGAGUUGCCAUCACUCUUUGUCUUGGAAAGCCAGCUGAUAUAUAUUUGCUAGAUGAACCGAGUGCACAUCUAGACGCGGAGAUGCGUAUCGUUGCUUCAAAAGUCAUCAAGCGAUUUAUACUUGACAGGAAGAAGACUGCAUUUGUAGCCGAGCAUGAUUUCAUCAUGGCAACAUACCUUGCAGACAGAAUGAUUGUGUAUGAGGGAAAGCCAUCCAUAGAUUGUGUUGCUAAUCCACCUCAAUCGCUUAUGACCGGAAUGAACCUCUUCUUAUCUCACCUGGAUAUCACCUUCAGAAGGGAUCCCGCGAAUUUCUGGCAUAGAAUCAACAAGCAGGACUUGACCGAGGAUCGGGAGCAGUCUUACUAUUAUUUGGAUGACUAACUUGCAGCAGACGUUUACGACCACGUGGAUGUUAAUGAAACGCUGCUGCCCCUGCCACGGGUUGUGCUGCCAUUUGGUAACGACGAGUUCUUAUCGAACAAAGGUGUUGGUUGGCUCCCCAGCUAGGAUUUUUUGUUCAAAAGUUUGAGAUUAUGAGUUGUAACUUAGGAUUUGCUUUUGUUUUGUUGUUUUUGAGCUCACAUUACAGUUAUUUUUAACAGUUAUAGUGCAUUUUUCUCAUUUUUUA
This is a messenger RNA of Salvia splendens (bonfire salvia), 2472 nucleotides long. RefSeq names its product ABC transporter E family member 2. The coding region runs from base 615 to 2225 and encodes 536 amino acids. Gene Ontology annotation, molecular function: ATP hydrolysis activity; ATP binding. The record is from RefSeq and is a predicted model, not a curated record. The transcript has 9 exons. NCBI's taxonomy places the organism in Eukaryota, Viridiplantae, Streptophyta, Magnoliopsida, Lamiales, Lamiaceae.